AUGGAGGAGAAUAAUAGUGAUGAUGACAAUUUAAAUGACUUAAGUGGAAAAAGUGAGGAUGAUAUUAUUGAACAGUGUGAGAGAGUGUUGAAAAAUAUCUCAGAAUCUGAAGAUAAAAACAGGCAGGAAUCUCAAGAACUUGGAAGAUCGAAAAGAAUGCGUGAAAAAAGUGAGGGUAGUAGUGAAGAUGGUUUCGUUACUGUUAUCAGGCGAAAACCGAAGCGUUUGAUAAGAAACGAGGAAAAUGUUACGGUUAUGGAAUUUGAUGAAAUAAAUGAAGAAUUAAAUAAGCAAGACAGAACAAGAAGUCCAAUUAUAGGUUCAGCUCCUCAAAAAGCUAGGAAAAUAAAUAGCAACAAAAAAUCUAAAAGAAACGUUAGCAACAAUAAGCAGUCAGCAGCACAGGAUAACCUUGAAAGAGAAGCCCUACAAGCCGAUUCUGAACCUGAACCUGAAGAGAAAAAGCCUGAGUAUCGUCACUGUGAGGACUAUUCGGAGGAUAUGGCGGGGCAUAUGGUAGCAGCGGUGUCCGUAUUUGCGGCAGCGGUAGUAUCCUCUCGCGACCUGCCUUAG
Messenger RNA from Spodoptera exigua (beet armyworm), 573 nucleotides. NCBI's taxonomy places the organism in Eukaryota, Metazoa, Arthropoda, Insecta, Lepidoptera, Noctuidae. The record is from the annotation of a GenBank genome assembly.